GCCCCAACGAUCGCACCCAUCUCUUGAUCCAACCAACAUGGCCGUCGUUUCACCCGCAGAGGUCGAUCCAGCCCCAGCCCACUCGAUUUCCCACGCAUCGUCACCAACAGCGGACGGGGUCCUGGCGGUUCUUCGACUCCUUGGACGCAUAUUGCCUCGCUUUGGCUCGAUUUCAAGCCGCCUCGACCAGUCGGUGGUUCCAGGCAUCGCAUCGCUGGAGUCGGCGCUGAUGAAUCGCAUUCCGGUCCUUGGCUGGCUCCACAAUCGCCUCAGGAUUCCGCCGUUGGUCGCGGUCGGGCUUUUGCUGUCGGCCAUCCUCGGGCCGUUCAAAGACACUAUUCAGAGGAACAGUGCCAUCGGUGCCAAUAUUGCCGGAGUCGCCUAUCCAUCACUCGCCACUUUUUGGUCCAUCCAGAGGGCCGGAGAUGGAGGCCGGCCAGAGAGCACGAGGUGGCUCUGCUACUGGCCGAUCUUUGGAGUCCUCACGAUUCUGGAUGAGUGGAUCGGUCGCGACAAAAAACGCUCGCUCAUCUACAAUAUCCACAGAUCGUUGAUCUUUUACUGGCUCUCGAGCGGUGGGGCCUUGAUGCUCUACGAGCGAUUCGUCGAGCCCAUGAUGCGACGAGGAGCCAAUGUCUCGUCGCCUCAGUCACUACCAAAGUCGGUGCCGGUUGUGAUAAGUGAACCGGCCGACGCGGCCGAUGACGACUAUAUCCCUCUGACUGGAGCCUCGACGCCGCUCUUCAACGUGCAGCCCAAGAAUAUGCUGGGAAGCAUCAAUGCCGGUCGGGCCUCGGCAUCGUUCAGUACCUCAUUUACGGAUGAUGGGGGCGAGAGCGACUCUGCCUCGGCCGGUGAACCCAUUCUCCAUUGA
Messenger RNA from Polychytrium aggregatum, 874 nucleotides. RefSeq lists its product as uncharacterized. The record is from RefSeq and is a predicted model, not a curated record. Bases 38 to 874 code for a protein of 278 amino acids. NCBI's taxonomy places the organism in Eukaryota, Fungi, Chytridiomycota, Chytridiomycetes, Polychytriales. The transcript is spliced from 2 exons.